This is a messenger RNA of Acanthaster planci (crown-of-thorns starfish), 2452 nucleotides long. RefSeq lists its product as uncharacterized. NCBI's taxonomy places the organism in Eukaryota, Metazoa, Echinodermata, Asteroidea, Valvatida, Acanthasteridae. The record is from RefSeq and is a predicted model, not a curated record.
UCAAAGUGGAGCAGCACACCCUUGAACACUGCAGUGAGGGAAAAACACAUAAAGUAGUGAAAGGAUUUUGGCUGAUAUCAUGACUACUUAUUACAACAAUCCGCCGGCAGGGACAUCUGCCUAUGUCGGUGGUUCUUUCUCUCGGGGCUGGACCGGGGAUUCACGGGGCGAAGUGGAGGCGUUUAUUUGGAGAUGUAGACAAGAUAAUGACGGGAAUUUCUGGUAUAAAAACGACAAUAAUCGCGAGAUGGAUUCAGCGUCCGUGACAAUGUUCCUCAAUAUGCUGACUGAUGUGAACACACGCUGUCGCGUGAUGGAAGAACAACUCACGGAUCUUCAAAAACACGCACAACGCGUGACCUCCCAGCUGGACUCCAUGGUAUCGCAGCCAGCCAAGAGGGCCUCAUCAUCGUCCAAUUCCUCCUCCGGAUCGACCUCCGUCUCCACUGCUGACACCUUGAAGGCCAUACGGAAGCUGCAGUGGAAGAUCUUCGAUCUGCAGAGGGAGAAUGAGGCACUUAGGGCGGUGUUGGAAAUGCAAAGGGCGAAAGAGCAGAGCGCAGAGGCUGAAGUUGAUGAGCCUCCUCAGCUGGAAGAUACAGAAACAUCACCUAAAUCAGCAAAGAAACCAGCAUGGGCACAGCCUGGCAUCAUGAUCAAGACACCCCAGAACACACCUGUUCCGGCCAUGGUCAGAAACAGGGGGACACACUCUCAACAAGAGCACGUGCCGUCAGAGACUGCACAUGCAAGACCCUCAGACACAAGAAUAGUGCUUUUGACGAAUUCAGAGGAUGGUUUAACCAGCACCGAGGAUCAUCAACAAGAAUGUUGUGAAUGCCCACAGGAAGGUGGCAGAUGCCAACCAGGAAACAGUGUUCAUCAUUCAGAGGGUGGUGGGUCCAGUGAACUGACCAAAGAUUAUCAAAAUGAAGCUUCUGGUUCAUCUCAUGAAUUCAGUCAACCUCUCGAAACAAAGGAUACGGGACAAAGAAGUGGCUAUCAAAAGCAGCUGAAGACAGACUCGACCAAAGAGUCAUCAUCUACACCUUCAAGGUAUCCAUACACACGUUGGGUAUCAUCGAAAAGGAAAAAGACACAACUAGGUGUUCCACUGGGUCGGCAAACUUGGUGUUGGACAUCUCAUCAUCCGAGGCUCUUCCCACAAGUGUCCACUACACCGUCAGCAAGAACUGAAACUUGUUUGGCACCAGAGCCAAGGUAUCAGUCUACUCCAAGGAACUCUUGCUCUGUUAAUUCAAAGGAUGCAGGCCAGAAUGUUGGCCAGCCUGAAAAGCCUGCUGGAACAUCUGAGACAUCUGCCAACCACUGCCAAUGGCACAAUCCCCGUGAAGAAGGCUUUAGCGAUUACGACCGGCAUCCCUGCGCAGAGCAACUCACUGAUGUCAAGCUGGAAGAUUUUACCCUGUAUGCCUCGCCAGAGGAUAUUCAGCUGGUGCAAGGAACUUUGGAGCUGCUGAAUUCAAUCAACAAUUUAGAAUACAGGAAAGACGGAGAAGCAUGAAAACAAUUCCCAACUCCAAUGAAAGUGCCUGACUCCAGGAAGCAUCUGUUGUUGAGAGAAUGGAAGCGAGUGAUUGAAGAGCUGACAAAUUUCUGAGGCACUCCUCCAAUGCCCUUUUUAGACUUUGUGACCCUGAUCAGUUCAGGUCUUCCCAAAUUGGCCCAAAACCCAACACUGUGGUGAAAAAGCAAAGCAUUUGAUUAAGACAAAUUUGAAAUGGUUGGAUUAAAAACGUGGCAGACUGUUCAUGGAAACACAGAAAAAUGAAGGAUUCUAUUUGCCAGUUGACUUUCACAGUAACAGUACCUCACUCUUAAUUUUUAAAAUCAGACUUUAGUCACUGAAGCAAACCUUUUCUGUGUAGAAUGAACAAAUCUGAAUUUCAGUUUGUGCUGAAUACACCUCUUUUACCACUACAAAUCAGCCAGAGAGCACUGACAGAAUUAAUAAUUUGAUUGAAAAAAGCAAAUUUGAAGGUAAUUACAGAUACUUGUAGCUACUGAUGGCUUUUACUGUGGCAUUUAAACAAAUGUUACAUUCCACAUUUUGAAAUUUGUAAUAACCAUAGAAAUGGGUACAGUGGUUUUCAACAGGAUCCGUAAAAAUACAGCAAUUCAUGUAAAUUAAAGUAGGCAAUUUGUAAAUCCAAGAUUAAAUUGUAACUGUAAACAGAAACUCUCAGAUUUAACUCUUCCGAGUACGUGUACUUUGUACGUAUUACAAAGGUAAAGUUUAAUGUACUGAGAACAAGUCUUGAUGAUGCAUGUUCACUGCAAAUAUUUAUUAAAUCCUGUAUGCUCUCAGUCCAAGAUCCCUCCUGAAUCCACCAAAAUCCAAUAAAAUCCUACACAGUACACAAAGCCAAUGGCACAAUCUUUGAAUUCAACUUUACGGGGCUACCCAGCCGUAUGCAGAAGAGGGGCUGUA